AUGGUUUUAGUUGAGUCUCUAUCCCCCGAUGAACCAAUAAGCAAAACGUAUUAUAAUCGAUCGUACAGUGCAGUGCUGACUUCAGAGAAAUUAUGCAACGAAGAAGAGCAGGAGGAAGCCGCACCCCCCAUCGAAGGAUCCGGUGAUGCGUCGUCUACUUACAUUAAACAUCCUCUGCAGCACACGUGGACGCUGUGGUACUACGAAAAUAAAAGAAGCAAGACUUGGGGCGAAAAUCAGCGAGAGAUAAGUAGUUUCGACACAAUAGAAGACUUUUGGAGCCUUUACAAUUACACAAAGUUUCCCAGCGAGUUGAAGCAGGGAUGCGACUAUUCGCUUUUCAAAUAUGGUAUCCGUCCCAUGUGGGAAGACCAGGCAAACCGAUGGGGAGGCAGAUGGAUUAUUAAUUUGGACCGUCCGUUUCGGGACUUUGAUGUCGAUAAGCUCUGGCUCGAAGUAUUGCUUUGCUUAAUUGGAGAAUCCUUUGACGAUUACGCCGACGAGAUAUGCGGCGCUGUUGUUAAUGUGAGGCCUCAAAAGGACAAGAUUGGACUGUGGACCUCCAACGCACGGAACACACAGGCUGUAACAUUCAUCGGCCGCAAAUUAAAAGAACGUUUGAACCUUGACAGAAAAAUUAUUAUUGGAUAUUACGUUCACAAAGACACAAUGCAACAUCCUUCUUCCCUGGCAAGAUGCUCUUUGACUCUUUGA
Gryllus bimaculatus (two-spotted cricket) is the source of this 714-nucleotide messenger RNA. NCBI's taxonomy places the organism in Eukaryota, Metazoa, Arthropoda, Insecta, Orthoptera, Gryllidae. The record is from the annotation of a GenBank genome assembly.